AUGAGUCGUGCAUCGACGGUGAAUGCGGCCAUUGGGGCUCGCCUCCAACUCGCGUCUGAUUCACUUUCUUUCUUUCUUUCUUUUCUUUUUUUCUUCUUGUUGCCAGUGGUGGUGACAGUGGACAACCAGCCCAUCCGUCUGCAGCUCUGCGAUACUGCGGGACAGGACGACUUCGACUCCCUGCGGCCCCUGUGCUACCCGAACGCGGCGGUGCUGCUACUCUGCUUCUCGGUGGUGUGCCCCACGUCAUUUCAGAACGCUUCUCAAAAGUGGCUGCCUGAGUUGCGGCGCCACUGUCCCGACGCCCCCAUCGUGUUAGUCGGCACGCAGUGCGACCUGCGCACGGACGUCAAGGUUCUCAUCGAGCUCGCCCGUUACGGCGAGGAGCCCGUGCCAGAGUCCGCGGCGCGGCAUGCCGCACACCGCAUGGGGGCGCUGGCCUACGUCGAGUGCUCGGCGCUGACGCAGAAGAACCUCAAGGAGGUCUUCGACACGGCCAUCGUCGCCGCGCUCCGCCGGAACAGCCCUGGCCUCGUUGGCAAGGGCUUCAACCUGCUCCCUUCCAGGUCGUCGCCGGGCUCCAGGAACGGCACGGGACAGUUCAGCAACGGAUUCGUGCCGUUUCCCCGGAGACGCGCCAUGUCGCUAGACCGACGAGGCGCGAGGGACGACGAGGAGAAGAAGACGGGAUGGAAGAAGCUGUGCUGCUUCAUUUGAGGAAGUGUUUGCUGCGCAUGCGCGCGCGUGUGUGACGUGUGUGUGUCCGUGUAUGGCGCGUGUGACUGAGUGGUGGUUCCUAAGGACCUGAGUGACGGUUUCAAUAAGGACCUGAGUGAUGGUUCCAAUAACGACCUGGGUUGGCGGUUCUAACAAGGACCUGAGUGACGGUUACAACAAGGACCUUGACGGUUCCAACACGAACCUGGGCUAGAAAAUCGUUCCAUCAAGUGCGUCAAGCGUUGCUGCUUGGUCUUUAGGCCGCUUUGGUUCUCUCACGUGCCUGUCACCAUCCGUGUGCAACGACCGAUGGCGGCCAUUCUUUUUCGAGUAGAGAUAUAGACCGACAUUACAAUGCUACCAUGAAACACAAGUCUCAGGGUUGAAGUCUGGCGAUUUGGCUACAGUAAAGUGUGGUGGCGUUGUUCGGCCUUAGCCGUGCUUCUCUGUCAGCUGACCACGUGAUCUACGAUGCAACGACGCCCCCAGGCUCGAUCUUUAAAACUAGGGGAUGUGACCAAGGUGUGCAACUCAAGUCGAGUCUCAACGUUUCCCGAGUCAAGAUCCAACGAUGUCGAAAGUUGGGCAAGUUGGAAUACACGAUUCAAGAUCCGGACACCGCAUGUGGGACUAAGGAGCAGCUAUGAGUCAUUCGUUACUUCCUGGAAGUAGCUUUGCGAAUGCGUUCCGAUCGCACUCUACGGACGCUUCGUGAGCAGGACGUCAUCAAACAGUGAGCGCUGGAUACUUGCAAGCGCACCUCGCUUUAUAGACAAUCGCCCAUUGUUGCCUGCAGCAGCUGGUUUUUCGGCGAGAGUGGUCCUUGAACGAUAAGUCUCGAGUGUGCGAAGUCAAAAGCGUCGAAGCGGUGACUACGACGACUUGAGAAAAAAAAAGAACUAUGUAUACCAGUUCUAGUGUAUGUAUAGCUUGGGACUGCUCCCUCUGGCUCGUUAAUAUGUGACUAGUGGGCGCUUCUGGGUAACGGUGCCACCCACAGUAGUGCCGUUUCCACUUGCCAGAGGUCCUGCACUCGACCGGUGCUGCACACGUCCUGCAAAACCGGUAUUCCGUGAACUGCGAUAGAUUCUACCGACGCAGGUUCUUAAAAAAGUUGACGUGGAUAAAAUUUAUGCUUGGCAUUUUUCAAGUAUGCGAAAAAUUCUCGCUUCAAAAACAUCCUACGGGACUUGCAGCACUGUCAAGUGUGGUGGUCUCCCAGUGCCACCAUUUUUAUGUGUGUGUGAAGCUGAAGCAGCUCACUUGUCGGUGUGUGUGAAGUUGAAACAGCUCGCUUGUCGACUGAAGCAAUGUGCGUGAUAACCACGGCAUCAAGCAUCAGCUAACCUGUCGAACGUGCCGUCUGCACUGUGUACUCUAUACCAUCUGGUCUCGCACGUGUGAUCUGGUCACGGUGUUCGGUCUAACUGACCUCUGGCGGAUGGUGGCGAUAACUGCGCAGUUGAGUGUGGCAACCGCAUCACUAUGGUACUUCGAGACCUCCGGCAAAAUAUAUAGUUGCCAGUCUUGGAGUACAGUGCCGAUUGCUAUAAGACUCCGAAACUACCGGCUAAUCUCUUAUCUGGUUGCCAGUCUCGGAGGACAGCGAUGAUUAUGACACUACUAUAGCUAAAACCAUUGUCACGGUCCGUUGGGGCAAUGCUGAGACGUGACCAAGGACGUGACGUUAUUUGACAUUGUUAAGGAGCCUGUGUAACGCGAAGUGUCGAGUAGAGCGACGUGUUGAGAGUUUGGACUAUAGUGAACUAGAACCAAUAUCUAGUUUGGACGUUCAAAUAACGCAAGUGAGCGGGUCGUAGCGCGACAUCUUAGAGGUUUCGGGACGGCGCUGAUGGCGUUCCCGCUAAACUAUGACAGUGGUCCUUUCGAUAAAUCGACGCAGAAGAUACGUCAUCGCAUAAUAUACGCUUUUGUUAGAUUGCAUGUCUACGACGGCCGAUCACUGGUUUCUGCGUUUAACUAUGAAGGGGCGCCUUGUUCUUAAAGAAUGUCAAUCGAUUAACGACGGAAAAUAAUUAUCGCAAAGGCGUAACAUUACUGAAGCGUUAAAGCCGCUGCUCUGGCGCCAAAAGGGAAGGAAGAAAAUGGUUUAGUGAUUUCGCAUAUCUGUAAGUCGUCGAACCCAGUGGCGCGUCAUUUAUUUUUAUACGGGACCUUUACUUCUGUUUAGGAAGAUGAAGGCUGUUGAAAAAAAUAUCAUAGAGGAUGGAGACCAAUCGCAGUCUAUGCAAGCUUCUUGCGUUGACGUUGAGAGUAUUUAAGGUAAAAAAAAGAAUAUUUUUAUCAGUAUGUACGCCCGUUUUAUCAACUACAUACAAAAGUAUUGAUAUCGCACUUUUUUAUCUUUACCAGCUAGAGGCUAGCAUUAAAUACUCCUGUGUCUCAAACAACCAGGAAUUUUCAGAGCGAAAUCUGUGCUACGCCACGUCUCCUAAGGUAAUUCAUCGCGUCGCGAUGACCUUGAGCCGCCGGAGCGCAGGCGUGACGUCACGCCACGUGAUCCGCUGCGGUACCACGUGACCAGGCGAAGGUUUGGGCACUUUCGUUCGCGAUAACUGCGUUUACAAAAGUUAAACCUCAGCCCAUUUUUUUCUGAAAGCAUGAUCAACCGUUAUGAAACGGUGCACUCACGAAAAAAAAAUCCUUGUAUAAACCGUGCGCGAGUUUUUAAUAAGAGACAUUAGUAAUAGUUAGUCUUCCCCACAUAUCCACCCUAGCCGUACAAUAUACACUGUAGCUCAACUCUCAUACCGUGUUCUUAUGACAAGCCCCAGAACCAAACGAAUCAAACUACAUGUACUGUGCCAACAUUCAUUGUUAUGUUGUACGGUGACGUGUAGAAACACCGCCAAAUAGCCUGUGUUCAAACAGCAUACCAAAAAAAAAAAUCGCUCACGUGCAAAAAAGUUGCAUCAACAAACAGCCUUAAGCAUUGUGCCAAAUGCGACAGUUAAAUCUUGUAUUUUCGGUUACCUAAGCAACGCCAGACGCGUAUUUUGCUGGUAGAGGCUAUAGAGAUAAUCAUUCAACUUCAGCACCUGUUGACAAAAGUUUCACGUAUGUAUGCGCCUGGUAACCGUGCCGCUGAGAAAAACCAGACGGCACCACCAGUCUGGAGAGUUUUAGCGAACGGGCUUUGGAGUCACCAAUCCAAUCGCAAUGAAUCUGCUCAACAGGCAAGGGUGCGAAAAAUUUACUGAAAACCACUGUCACUACAAAGCUUGGAACGCGAUCAUGUAGGUAUCCAAGUGAUUACAGCGCGGUGGGGGUGCGCCAGUGUGGUGAGUUUUAGAGAACCGCCUGCCACAUAUUUUAUCACAGUUAAGCUGCUCAGCAGGCAGGGUUACGAAAACUUUGCUGAAAGACAUUGCCACUUCGAAACCUGAGCACGCUCGUGUAAGCAGCCCAUUAACUACAGUGUGAUUCACCCAACGUGAAGUUUUAUGCCAAGCUUGAUAAGCCCGACUAUUGUUAAGAGACCACGCUCAAAAGUGAAUAUGUGCGAACGUAAAGCGACCAAUCGUUAACGCCAUCACAUUAUAGUUUCAAUAUUCUGUUCCUCAAUACCCGUCAGUAAAGCACCUUAGCUUCGUGUCACUCCGGUCCCUGUAUAGCCGUAGUGGAGUAACUGUCACCCCUAUAAGAACACUACUGAUUGCAUUUCUCUCCAAGUGAGGAGUUUUAGCAUACCGUAAUUGCGCUGAGACAUUAGAGCCAGUACCUGUGUACCGCGCACCAAAGAUGGGCACUUUUUAUACACUCACGAGCUCCCUUCACAGUUAUCCGAAUCCAUAUAUAAAGUGUAGUGGUGCACAGUCACUGAGUCGUUGCUCGCUACGGCUCCCUAAAACUCCUUAUUGCGAAUUUUAGCGCACCACAAGUACUUGAUGAUCUUAUUUGCCAUAUCCGGCUAAUGAACACACAAAUGCCGUUGACGUCUGUUCCAAGUGCGAUUUAAAGGCACACACGGCGCGUACGGAGUUGCUGCGCAAAUUACGUCGUGCUAAAACUCCCUAACGUCGAUUGUCACCGUGCGUGUAAGGCUGUUUUUUCUUUUUGUAAGUGUGACGCACUUGCUUAUAUUUUUUCUUGUUAUUGCACCGCAAUGCACCUUUUUUUGUUGUUGCUGUGAAUGCUGUACACAUUGCUGUUAUCGCUAACGCGUCAUUAAAGCGCGCGUGCAGUUGUGUUUCUUUAUUAUUCUUUUAGCUUGUUCUCGUAGCGCGUUAUCAACCAGUGCCCCCCUUAUCUCCCGACCUCCUUCAGCCUUUGCGAUAGCGCAGGUUGAGAUUAGGAGGGGCGCAAACCCCCCUACACCAAGAAAUCGAAAGACAUAUCAGUUCUUUGCCUCGCGCUUUAGACCCUUCGCUGAGUUUGAAGCCCUGGAUUGGUGUCCUAGCGCGAAGCGUUGUCUGUGUAUCUUAUCUUUCUUUAUCUGUCCGUGCCGUUUUUUUUUCUUUCUCCUAUAACCUUCCGUCUCCUUGUCACUGUUAUCAUGCGCCGCCGAUUUUUGCAGUCGCCGCUAAAGUGCUUUUGAUUCAUGGUCGACGCAGUCGUCAAAGUCACAGAUCUUUGACGAUUCAUUGUUUUACACGUUAAUACAAAAUGGGAUAGUUUUAGCAGACCAUCAGCGCAGUAACGGUACCGUCUAUGCAUCUAUCGAAGCACCACGCCUAAUAUAUUCUGGAGGUCUUGUAAAACUUACCCCCAACGCGAAAUUUUGACUCUGGAAAUCGAUGCACGUUGCGUCGUAGCAGAACACAAGGAGAGGCUUCGUGUCUUUCACAAGCAAGAGAGAACAUGUGUAUCGAUAUGUCGGUCUUGCGAUCCUCUUGACAGGGUCCCUAUCUAUAUAGAUAAUGCGCGUAGGCCUGUUUAUGGAUGCAUAUACCGAGAUCUUACGCACAGAUUGUAACAUAAUUUUUGAACAAUCUUAGCGGAAUGGCGCAGUUUAAUGCGAGUUGUUUGGCGCUACGACAGGGAUGAAGCGCUUCAAGAGUUUUGUUUGGUGGCGGCUGCAAAACUCUUUAAUUCUGUGCAAUGUACUAGUAAAAUAUUCCAUGUUUGCUAACACACUUUUUGUUGCUCAGUCGUCGUUUCGAAUGCUGCGGUUAUUAAUACCCUGUUAACAUUGAGUUAGAAGGUUACAGAAUGUGGAGCUACAUCGGAUAAGGAAAAUGAAAUGUGUGUUCUUUUCAAAGCCGUCAUUUCCAUGACGCACCAAAUUCGCAGAAUGGUUCAUAGCAUGAUCAUGACUUAGCAGAAUUAGCAGAAUGGUUUACAGAAUGAUCAGUGACUUGGUAUAAUUCGAUUAGAACUCUGUAUGGUCCACCCUUCCGCAUCACCAGGUGCGCAGCAAAGCGUUAAAAUUUUAUAGUGUACCGAGUUGCCAAUCAGAUUUCAAAAUACAGCCGAGUGCGCAUGCGCCGUUCUUGCCGUAUAUGCCGGACGUUCGCGCUAGCGCGUGUACAGGAGACUGCAGAACGCAAAAUCUCGAAAUAUUCGACAAAAAAAAAAGAGAUUGUCACUACUACCGGCCUAAAAACGCUAGGCCUUGAUUAGGAAGUUUUAGAUAAACUGGAUCUCUGUUUAACGUAGUUUAUCAAUCUUGCGGCUAAAGUAUAUAGCGCACACAAAUGCCGGGUCUAUACGUAUGCGCGGUGCAAAUGCAUCUCUACUGGGUAUACGCUAAGGCCCCGCAUUGAUCCCGUGUUUCUAAAACUCCCUAACUUUAUUCGCAUUAUUUGUGGUUUCUCCGACAGCACUUUCGUUGCAGAUAGUCCACUAAUAACGCGAUCUUUGUGAAAAGCAGACAAAAGCUGAUGUAACGAAUGAGCGAGCUAUUAGUGUACAUGUAGAUUUUCGUGUCGUAUCAAUUACAAAGGUUUAUCCAGAGGAACGUUCCCUAAAACUUCCUAGUUUUGUGCACACGAUGUGAUUCGUCUGACAGCUAGUUGAUGUCGAAGAGAACCUUCAAAGUGUGAACUCUAACACGAUGUAAUAAUUGGAAACCAAGUGUCCACAAAAACAAACAAAAAAAAGUUUUAGGAACUCUGUGUCUUCCUUAAAUGUCCUUCUUUUCUUUAUUUCUUUCCUUGGUUUGCUUGUGGAUACUUCGCGCAUGCGCUUUCCAGACUAUCGCAUGCAGCUGAUUUCGUUUGCAAAUGCGACUGCUUUGGAGCUGUCACGUGACGUAUGUGCGAUAUUUUUUUUUCUUGGAAGUGACUCGACGUAAAUGAAACGUGUGUGACGUGAGUGGUCUGUAUAUUUGUGUGUAUGAUUUGUAAAUAGGAUAUUAAUAAAAAUACGCAAUUUUAGGACAAA
Rhipicephalus sanguineus (brown dog tick) is the source of this 7062-nucleotide messenger RNA. RefSeq names its product rho-related GTP-binding protein RhoU. Bases 1 to 717 code for a protein of 238 amino acids. Gene Ontology annotation, molecular function: GTPase activity; GTP binding. The transcript is spliced from 4 exons. Gene Ontology annotation, biological process: small GTPase-mediated signal transduction. The record is from RefSeq and is a predicted model, not a curated record. NCBI's taxonomy places the organism in Eukaryota, Metazoa, Arthropoda, Arachnida, Ixodida, Ixodidae.